AUGAGAAUAGUCUUCUUCAUAUGCCGACUGCUGAAGCCUAAGAGAAUUGAGAUGGGAACCAAGUUCAAAUUAAAUACCGGCGCUGAGAUUCCAGCCCUCGGCUUCGGUACCUGGCAAGAUGAGGAUGCACAAGAAGAGGCCGUACUGGAGGCAAUCAAAGCCGGCUAUCGACACAUUGACACCGCUACAGUCUACGGCACCGAAAUGGCAGUCGGCCAGGCUAUCAGGGCAAGUGGUUCACCACGAGAAGACCUCUUCAUCACAACCAAGCUAUGGAAUAACAAACAUCACCCAGAUGAUGUAGAAGAAGCUCUACAGCAAUCCCUCGAUGAACUGGGUCUGGAAGCAAUGGAGAAGCUAUUGGAAACAGGAAAGGCCAAAGCAAUAGGUGUCUCAAACUUCUCCAAGGCCGACCUGGAAAAAUUGCUUGCAGAAACAUCAGUUGUGCCCGCUGUGCACCAAAUGGAAUGUCAUCCAUGGUUGCAGCAGCGUGAUUUCUCGGAGUGGCAUAUAGAAAUGGGUAUUCACAUUACGCACUACUCACCAUUUGGGAAUCAGAAUGCCUUUUAUGGUAUGAAAGCUGGAUUUGGAAAGUUGAUUGAGGAACAUGUGCUGGCAGAGAUUGGAGAGCCGUAUGGCAAACGCCCCGCUCAGGUUGUUCUCGCCUGGGCAGUGUCGUUGGGUCACUCGGUAGUCCCAAAGUCGAAGACCCCGUCGCGAAUUAUAUCAAACCUGGAGGGGGAUUUCAAACUGAGUCCUCAUGAUAUGGAGAAGAUCUCUGCCCUCAAUAGAGGACUUCGCUUCAAUGAUAGCAGCGGAGAGUUUGGGCGAGACUUUUUUGAAGACUUAGAGGACAAGACCGGGUAG
Penicillium verhagenii is the source of this 867-nucleotide messenger RNA. RefSeq names its product aldo/keto reductase. Gene Ontology annotation, molecular function: aldose reductase (NADPH) activity. NCBI's taxonomy places the organism in Eukaryota, Fungi, Ascomycota, Eurotiomycetes, Eurotiales, Aspergillaceae. The coding region runs from base 1 to 867 and encodes 288 amino acids. The record is from RefSeq and is a predicted model, not a curated record. The transcript has 4 exons. Gene Ontology annotation, cellular component: cytosol.